UUAGGAGGAUGCGUGGCGAGUGACUCAUUCAGAAAGGCUACGCACACGCGUACACCCUUACAAACACACCCUGAUGGGGGCAACCCCAGUACCUCCGUAUAUAAACACACACACAGCGAGGGAGCUGUCCACGACAAAAGGGCUUCAUCACAUCUUCUCUUCCCUUGCCAAGACUCAAGAAAACGUAGUCAUUUCUCGCAAAGCGGGCGAACUAUAAUAGUAGCCACAACACCGUUUACGUAUAUACACCCGUGCCGCUAUACAACACCGCCGACACACACGCACGCACACACACACGCGCACGCACGCGCACGGGCUGUACAGGUGAGCGCAGGUGAUCAACAAAGACGCCCCCGCGCAGCACAGCCAUGCAAGCCACCAGCAAGUACGUGGCGAUGGACUGCGAGAUGGUGGGAACCGGCCGCGGCGGCACGGAGAGCGCGCUGGCUCGCUGCAGCAUCGUCGACUACAACAAGCGCGUACUCUACGACGAAUACGUCAAGCCCGAGCAGCCCGUCACCGACUACCGCACGCGCUUCAGCGGCAUCCUGCCCCGUCACCUGGUGCACGCCACGCCGUACGAGGAGGCGCGGAAGGAGAUCAAGAAAAUCCUGGAGGGAAAAAUAAUCAUCGGCCACGACAUGCGGCGGGACUUCUCAACCCUGGGCCUGAACAUCCAAAUGUUCGACACGCGUGACACGUCGCUGUGCGAGCCGCUGCUGAAAAAGGCAAGGCUCACCGUUGGCAGGAGAGCGUCGCUCAAAAAUCUAGCAAAGAUCCUGCUCUCAAUCCAGAUCCAGAACAGUUCAGAGGGGCACUGUUCGGUGGAGGAUGCCAAGGCAGUCAUGGACCUCUUCAGACUGGUGGACAAAGAGUGGGAGAGGGGUCCACACUCGUGGGCCGAGGCCCCACGCCCGCGGCGUUACCAGAACCGACGAUACAACUUUGACAUCGACUUCGAGGACUACAAUAGCUGCAAUGACUGUUGUGAUGAUGAUGAUGAUUACUGUUUUGAUUGAUGAUACGCUUAAUUUGACAGGUGCCGUUGCGCAUAACAACGGUUUACAUUUUGAAGCACGUUUUCAAAUUUAGCAAUUCUUCAUCGCACCUUGCUUUUUAAACUGUAGUCUUUAAGAGGAACCGAUUUUGUCAUGUUGUAAAUGUGUACAAAUCUUGAACAUUUUACUGGAAUGUGCCAGAGAAUUAAAUGUAUAGUACUAUAUUUUUAAAGUGAUAAUUAAACGCGAUCGAGCUAUGUAUAUUUGUACACUGUUUUGUACGCUCACACAAUCAUACAUUAAAAAUAUAUUCACAAAAUUGUGGAUAUGACCCAUGGAGCCUUGGGCCCCGUGCUGCACAUUGAACCCGGUCACUUGAGUUUGAUUCCAUGGUGGCAAGUUGUUAACUACCCCGCUUGAAUCGACAGGCUCAGCAAUGGCAGAGCCAGGAUUUUCAGGUAGGGGGGGGGGGGCAACCCCUCCAGCAAUUAAAAAUUAUAGGAGUUGCUAGUAAGUAAGGACUUGUUCCUUGCUUUUUAAUCGACGCGUGUGCGGCGAUGGUGCAGCCAUCGAUCGAGGGUCGAAUUCAAACUGUGUGUGAUCGGCAUCGCGCUCCCUGAAGGUGAAUGCCUUCAGGGAAGUCGUGUCCAGUAUAUGCAACUGCACACUAUUCUGAGUCACUUAUAACUGCUUUGCCCUUACUUAUUGCCAAUUAUGGAAUCAGACUAUUGUCCUACGUAAUAAUAUGCUACACAGUGGCAGUGGGGGUCGCAAAAUGCUGACUUGUUACUACUAACCCCCAACGAUCUGAUCGAAAUUAGGGAUUUCGAUCUGAUCAUUGGGGGGGCACGUGUCAACCCCCCCCCCCACUGGCUUUGCCAGUGGACAGGAGGUCGUGGUUUCGAUCCUGACCCUGACGCCUGUAUAUUUGGAUUUUGCAUGUUCUCCCCGUGGUCGUGUAGAUUUUUCUCCAGGUCCUUCCGUUUUUCCCUCCACAUUUAGAAACACGUGUUUUGAGUAUUUGGCUUAUAUAAAUUUACACAUGAUAAGCCACUCCUCGUUGAGCUAUCAUUGGUGGCCACCAUCACUUCUGAAAAAGAUCAAAAUAGCUCGGUGGGCCUUAUCUGCUAAAAUAAAAAUAAAUAGUUUAUCGUUUAAUUUUAGUUUUGGAAUCAUGCCCAAGGCAACAUCAAUGUGGGAGUGAUAUCGGAAUGAGUCGGGGUCCUCCCCUUCAACCCGCACAAACCAGCAUGGUGAAGCACAGCGAAACAGCCCACCACCCCCCCAUGAUCAAAUUGUGUAGAUAGGCCUUCAACCAGCAGUGGAUUAUUUUUACGGAAAAAACUGUCAAACAGAAAAAUAAAAGCAACCCUCCGGGUGCUUUGCACAUUCCGCACACCAUCUCCAAACAGCCGGCGGGUCAAAAGAGACUUCACCUAUUUUUUCUGAUUGAUCAGUUCAUCAGCAAGAACAAAUACUGCAAUUUCACAGCACAUGAUUGUACUUGUUUCGCCAAACGCUGUCCCAAUUAUUACAUGUUGCAAGGCACUCACUUUGUGUUCCCAGCCGCUGUGUUAAGGUACACGUGCUUUUUGCCUUUGAUGGAUUCACAAAGGGCUGCAUCAUCUGCAGAUUAUCAUCUGCCAAAAUGUGCCCAAGAAUGGAAUCCGAAUCGCUGGUGUCGGAGCUCGCCGUUGCCAUGUGCUUGCACGCCAUAUAGACCUGCACAUACUACUGCGAUGCAUACUUACAAUGUAGAACAAAAUAUAACUUGCCACUGAGGUAUUGGGCCUGUAAAUGUGUUAACAGAAGCAAGAGCAACCGUGACACGUGGAGUAAGUCUUCAUUUUAUUGGUUCUUUCGGUAAAGUCACGUAGAAUGGAAAUAAUAAAAUAAUACAAAUAAUAAAACAUAAUUCUUAUGUUUUAUUUUUUAUUAUUUUAUAGUCACGUAGAAUGGAAAUAAUAAAAUAAUAAAAAUCAUUAAACAUAAUAAUUUAUUAUGUUUUAUGAUACGUGACUUUACCGAAAGAACCAAGAAGAUGAAUCCCUGCAGUCACGAAAGCUUUACAUCGAAAUUUAAGUCUUAAUUAUUACAUUGUUGGAAUAAUUAGCAAUCAUGUCUACAUAACUAGGUCACCCAUAGAAAAAUGUACCAUCCUGAGUGAGUUCACUGGAUGAAGGUCUCUCCGUGUUGUGGGGGUCAUGGGGGUUUGACAAUGCUUGAGCAUGCUAGCCAGCAAGGGUCAGCUAAGGGUGGAAGCCCAGGAAUAAUAGUUUUAAUAAGUGGUGUGUAGCGGCCUCUAGUGGUUGUUAAUAUCACAUUAACCAAUAAAAUCAUGAUUCUUGGCCAUAAUUUUCGAUGUUAUCUAUCGUGGACAUUCCUAUAAAUGUUUAUGAAUCGUUACACCGCUGAUAGCUAGUAAAUGUAUACAUGCUUGGCUAGUAGGACAAAUUAGUAAUUUGCUAAAUGCUAACACGUGCUUUCCUUAGUCCGCUAAUUGAUUAAAGAGUGGGAUGUUGAAGCUAAGAGCUUUAGUGUAUGCUUUAUAAUUCCCCACAAUAGAUGUGACAUCUAAGGUGACUCGAUCAUGCAUACCACCCAUGGUGUUCCUACCUGUUGUAUUAAAUGUGAAAGCUUUUAUCAGUUGAUUCGAUUUAUCUCGUGCUAAAUAAGGGUGGUUGGUAUUCAUGACAAUGUUUUCAUCACCAGUUGUUUUUAAUAAAGCGCAAACAACAA
This is a messenger RNA of Lethenteron reissneri (Far Eastern brook lamprey), 3737 nucleotides long. Its product is annotated as interferon-stimulated gene 20 kDa protein-like. Gene Ontology annotation, biological process: rRNA processing. Gene Ontology annotation, cellular component: nucleus. Lineage: Eukaryota; Metazoa; Chordata; Hyperoartia; Petromyzontiformes; Petromyzontidae. Gene Ontology annotation, molecular function: 3'-5' exonuclease activity; nucleic acid binding. The record is from RefSeq and is a predicted model, not a curated record.